This is a messenger RNA of Rotaria sp. Silwood2, 660 nucleotides long. NCBI's taxonomy places the organism in Eukaryota, Metazoa, Rotifera, Eurotatoria, Philodinida, Philodinidae. The record is from the annotation of a GenBank genome assembly.
AUGACUCUCAUUCUACCGGUAAAACAUAUAAAACAAGAAUCAAAUUGGGAUUGUGGUGUAACAUGUUUACGAAUGUUGAUUAAUUAUUAUCAUCUUGAUUUAACAUCAUUUGAACAUUUAUUAUCAUCUUAUGAAUGCAAUCAAAGUACAUGGUCUAUUGAUUUAUUACAUUUACUUCAUCAAUCCAGUAUUCAUGCUAUUUUAUAUACAAUAACAAUAGGUUGUUCAUCAGCAUAUGAUAAUACACCAUAUUAUGAAACAUUAAUUUGUAAAGAUCGAGAAAGAGUUGAUAAAUUAUUUGUUAGUGAAGCAUCAAAUGUUAAAAUAGGUUCAAUAAAUUGGUUGGAUUUAAAAAACCAUUUAAUUGAACAACGAAUACCUUUUCUAGUUUUAAUUGAUGCUAAUAAACUUAAAUGUGAUACAUGUAAAACAACAGUUUUUGAACGGUUAGCUAAUAAAUUUAUUUCACCGAUAUCAUCAUAUCAAGGCCACUAUAUACUUGUUAUUGGUUAUAUAACAAAUGAAAGUAAUGAUUUUAUUCGUUAUGUUGAUCCAGCUAAAAAUGAUGGAUUUUGUACAACAACAAAAGAAAAUUUUGAUCUAGCACGAAAAACAUUUGGAACCGAUGAAGAUCUUAUUCUUUGUUAUAAAAAAAGAUAA